This is a messenger RNA of Vanessa atalanta (red admiral), 607 nucleotides long. RefSeq names its product histone H3. Bases 79 to 489 code for a protein of 136 amino acids. NCBI's taxonomy places the organism in Eukaryota, Metazoa, Arthropoda, Insecta, Lepidoptera, Nymphalidae. The record is from RefSeq and is a predicted model, not a curated record. Gene Ontology annotation, molecular function: DNA binding; protein heterodimerization activity; structural constituent of chromatin. The transcript has a single exon. Gene Ontology annotation, cellular component: nucleosome.
UCCCUCCGUGCGGACGUGUCUACGUCUCUACGUUUGUCAUAAUAAAUUUUCGUUUCGUGCGUUCAUUAAUCGUCAAGGAUGGCUCGUACUAAGCAGACGGCCCGAAAAUCAACCGGUGGCAAGGCACCGCGCAAGCAGCUCGCCACCAAGGCGGCUCGCAAGAGCGCUCCUGCCACGGGAGGAGUGAAGAAACCUCAUCGUUACAGACCCGGUACGGUCGCCCUACGUGAGAUCCGUCGUUAUCAGAAGAGCACUGAGCUUCUUAUCCGCAAACUGCCAUUCCAGCGUCUCGUGCGUGAGAUCGCUCAAGACUUCAAGACCGAUCUCCGUUUCCAGAGUUCCGCCGUAAUGGCUCUGCAGGAAGCUAGCGAGGCUUAUCUCGUCGGUCUCUUCGAAGACACGAACCUGUGCGCUAUCCACGCUAAGCGUGUGACGAUCAUGCCUAAGGAUAUCCAAUUGGCGCGCAGGAUCCGAGGAGAACGUGCCUAAUUUCGUCGUCGCAGUUGUACGCAGUCUUACUUGCAUAAGAUUCUAUACUGCAAGUAAACAUAUUCAAAAAGGCCCUUUUCAGGGCCGCAUAUAUAUCUAAAAACAAAGAAAAAAAUAA